Messenger RNA from Macrobrachium nipponense, 2097 nucleotides. Its product is annotated as origin recognition complex subunit 5-like. Gene Ontology annotation, biological process: DNA replication; DNA replication initiation. Lineage: Eukaryota; Metazoa; Arthropoda; Malacostraca; Decapoda; Palaemonidae. The record is from RefSeq and is a predicted model, not a curated record. Gene Ontology annotation, molecular function: DNA replication origin binding. Gene Ontology annotation, cellular component: nuclear origin of replication recognition complex; nucleus.
GCAAAUCAAUACUGGCGCAUUGUAAUAGAGUGAAUGUUGUUGCUCUCGAUGAAUGUUGACAUCGGCGAGACCCUUUAAAUGCGCAUGUGUCGUGGUUCCCGCCACAAUAUCAAAACAUUGAAUCCACUUCCUAUUUUCAGCCAAUUUGCCGCCUCCAGAAAUGGAAAAUAUAAUAUCUGAUCUACAAACUCAAAUACCUUGCAGGCGUGACCAGAUUCAAUUCUUGGCGAACAUUCUGGGAGAGGAUGAGUGUUUGCUGCCCUGCAGUCUAUUUUUGUAUGGACACCGAGGAACAGGGAAGACCUUAGUAACAAAGUCUGUCUUAGAAAAACUGAAUGUCAUUAUUAGCCAUGUUAAUUGUAUAGAGUUUUAUACAGCAAAGGUUAUAUAUGAAACCAUACUAAACAAUCUUAGUGGAACAAUUCCAUCUGCUGGUAAUGGAUAUACUUCAUAUGCAUCUUGUGAUAACUUUGGUGAUUUUAUUCACUUCCUUAAAGUAAUUAAUAAUGAUAUUGGGAAGCCACGAAUGGCAAUAGUGAUAGAAAAUUGUGAAAGAUUGAGAGACUGUGAUGCCAACAUUCUCCCUGCAUUCUGCCGACUUCAAGAAUUGGCAGGAGAUGUCAAUAUCACUGUGAUAUUUUGUUCAACUUUGGCCAUUGACAAAUUUCGCUCAUCUACGGGGAUGAUGGAGCCAAUUGUUUAUCAUUUCCCUCAGUACACCAAAGAUGAAUUGGUUGAAAUUCUUAUGAAAGGACAGCCAUCAACAUGUUCUAGUCAUUUUUACAAAACUUACGUCAACAUUGUUUUAAGUGUGUUCUACUUGGCCUCAAAGAGUUUUAACAGAACUCAAAACAUCAGACAUCUGGUCCUGUUGCACUUCAAAACCUACUGUGAGCCCAUUCAGAAAGGUGAAGCUACUGAAGAUGACAUUCGAAAAUUAUGGAGGAACAUUGAACCACACCUAAAAAAGGCUUUAGAUUCAGUGUAUCUUCGAGAAGUAUCUAGUGCUCAGUUUGAAAGGAUGCAGCAGCUAACGGAGAGUGGGAUGACUCACGACCUUCCACAUAUAAAAUCAAGUGGGACAAAGGUGGAAUUACCAUUUUAUUCCAAGUUUUUGCUGAUUGCAGCAUACUUAGCAUCUUACAAUCCUGCAAGAACUGAUCGCAGAUUUUUUGUCAAACACCAUGGAAAGCAGAGAAAGACUCAUGCCAUGAUUAAGGCCAAGGAGAAGUCUAGCAGUCAGUUGGUGGGACCCAAACCAUUCCCUCUUGAUCGAUUAAUGGCAAUUUUCUACUCCAUUGUUGAAGAUAAAGACCCUACAGCAAACAUAUUUUCUCAGAUCUCUACUUUGGUAACAUUGAAAUUAUUAACACAAGUUGGAGGAGAUGAUCAGCUGGAUGCUCCUAAAUACAAGUGUGUUGUUUCCUUAAGUUUCAUACGUGGGAUUGCAAGGACUGUUGGUUUUGACAUCGUAAAGUACCUGUAUGAUUUUGCUUGAGGGAGAGCCCAUUGUGUCUUUGAAACUUCCCUCCUCAGGUGUCUGUUUUUGUAUAACAUAUUGAUUGAGGUAGAUUAACUCUUGUUUUUAUGGGCAGUUUAUUAAUUUUUUAAUGAAUAGUUACAGUUAUGGACAUGUAUUGACAUUUUAUAAUAAUCAACAUGUAUUUACAUUUUAUAUAAUCAACAUGUAUUGACAUUUUAUAAUAAUCAACAUGUUUAUAUAUCAAAACAUACUGUGACUGCAGAAAUAUUAAUAAAUCAUCCUCUGACCUAUCAGUAUUGCCUUGUCAUUCACUUUGGAACACAAUUGGAUUUUUAAAUGGUGCUUGCUUAUUGAAAAUUGAGUCUUCUUGAAAAUUACAAAUUGUAUAACAAGAAGUUUGCCCUUUAUCUUGUUGUUAUAAUAUGAUUUGGAGAUGUGUAUUUAGGUACCUUUAACCCAAUUUCAAAAGUCCACCUGAAUAUUUUCCUGUUAUAUUAGAUAUGAUUACAGUUAAGAAGUUUUAAAAUCUAAAUGUCAAGAGUAGUGAAUUACUCAUCUGAAACUUUUCUAACUUUUUAUGAUAAUAGCCAUUUUCUAAUAAAAUGUUGAGAUUA